Molecule: messenger RNA, 1560 nt
Organism: Umbelopsis ramanniana AG
Lineage: Eukaryota; Fungi; Mucoromycota; Umbelopsidomycetes; Umbelopsidales; Umbelopsidaceae
Exons: 2
Coding region: 56-1360 (434 amino acids)
Biological process (GO): carbohydrate metabolic process
Molecular function (GO): polygalacturonase activity
Source: RefSeq, a predicted model, not a curated record
CUCCUUUCUCCCAAAUUUUUCUUCCCACUAGAGCAGAGUCUAGCUUAGGAUAUCCAUGAAGCUUGAAGUAACCUUCAUCGCGUUAAUUUUGGCUUGGAUUACAACCGCUUGCCACCACCAUCACAAAGGCGAUGCUCAUGAAUACAACUUAGACCAUCGCGAUGACCACCCUAAGCAUCAUAAAACCUGUAGACUAUAUCCAGCUGGUAAUGGAACGGAUGACACGCCAAAUAUACUAAAAGCUUUCCAGCAUUGUGGUGUUAAUGGCACGAUUAUUUUCACAAAUCACACCUUCCAAAUCGACCAAGUCAUGAACACCACCAAUUUGUACAACUGUGAUGUCCACAUUCAUGGAACUCUUCUCUGGUCCACAAACAUUACAUACUGGGUAAACAACUUGUUGCCCGUUCAAUUCCAGAACCUCUCUACCAGUUGGUUAUUUGGCGGAAAAAAUGUUCGACUUCAUGGGUACGGCCAUGGCACCCUAGACGGCAAUGGACAAGUGUGGUACGACUGGAAUCAAAAUAGAACAAAUGCACCAGGCAGACCAAUGACUUUUAUAGUUUACAAUUCGGAUAAUGUUAUCAUACGUGGAUUGAGGAUAGUGCAAGCGCAAUUUUGGUCCAUGCUGGUAACAACCUCAAAAAACAUUGUAAUCACCGACAUGUACGUUAAUAAUACAUCGAACUCGACCUCUACCACUGUCAAUACAGAUGGCAUCGAUGUGUGGCGCGCGGACAAUGUAACGAUAUCAAGAUGGAAUAUUACGUGCUUCGAUGAUGCCGUUGCAAUCAAGGGGAACUCCUCAAACAUAUACGUUUCUGAUAUUUAUGCCUAUCGCACGACCGGCUUUGCUAUCGGCUCGAUUGGUCAGUAUGCUGAACGGCCUGACUAUGUAACAAAUGUCACCAUGGAGAGGAUUACACUUGAUGACGGCCUCAGUUAUGGCGCCUUUGUAAAAACUUGGUCUGGAGUGUCUAGCGGGGUAGCACCGAACGGUGGUGGCGGUGGCGGCGGACACGUGCAGAAUGUCACCUUUCGCAAUUUCAACAUAUCAUGUCCUAUCCCAAUCGUCGUGACCCAGUGCACGUUUUAUGCUACUAAAGGCAACCCUCGCAAGUGUGAUACAUCCAAGUUGAGCAUUGACAAUGUUACCUGGGAAAACGUCACAGCGUUAGCAACAAAUGAUUUCGCAAACAUCCACUGUUCCUCGGCCGCCCCGUGUAAUUUGAGGUGGUCCAAUGUAAACAUAACAUCGACUUGGAAGCCAGCAUCCGUUCGAUGUGCAAAUAUUGCAAACCAGAACUUGACGGGCAUAGAAGGCUCUAAUAUCCCAUGCCAAGAAUGGUCAAACGACUAGGUUUCACAUCACCCUGCUAUAUACCAGCACAUUGAGGAUGGCUAAUAUUUAGACAAUGCCGCCUAUGUUUCUUUACAUGUAUUCUUUGUUUGUUUUAAUGUUGUAGUAUCAAAUGAAAAAAUCUUCCCCAAGCUUUGGUUAAUAUAUUAUGCCUUUUAAUCUCUUGACCAUUUGAGAUAUUUGGGGCAUUUGGCGACCGU